GUUUCUCAUCAGCCCCCACUUUCUUGAAUUUCUGCAAGAAUUUUCAACGCUAUGGUCGGCUAAGCUCCAAGAAAAGUAGAAACCAAGCACAUCCACACCCUCCCAGAUCGUCCAUUCGGAUACAUCUUGUUUGCCGGGCCUCCAACCCGUCAGGAAUCGCGGGUCAUAAUCAUGAUAUCUUCACCGGCGCUCUAUUUCAAUGAGCUCUAGUUGGAACACUAUUUCAUCAGAUCUGACAUUAUUCGAAUCUGAGGGCAGUACUUGCUCUAUCCAGUCGACGGCGUAUGAACGCCUUGAGCUGUCCCGUCUUCGCCUACAUCAAUCUUUGCUACUUCCAACUCAGCCCCACACUGUCCGUUAUCUGUACGUCAGUCUGCCGGAUGUCCAGCUUCACCACCGACGACCAAAAUCCCCACAUACACCCCCACAUACAAUGCACCGCACCCCAGCGCUUAGUCCGAGCGAACACCGGGGCUGGCGAACACGAUUC
This is a messenger RNA of Mycena citricolor, 490 nucleotides long. The record is from the annotation of a GenBank genome assembly. Lineage: Eukaryota; Fungi; Basidiomycota; Agaricomycetes; Agaricales; Mycenaceae.